Molecule: messenger RNA, 2810 nt
Organism: Plodia interpunctella (Indianmeal moth)
Lineage: Eukaryota; Metazoa; Arthropoda; Insecta; Lepidoptera; Pyralidae
Gene: Task7
Product: TWIK-related acid-sensitive K[+] channel 7
Exons: 8
Coding region: 260-1231 (323 amino acids)
Biological process (GO): potassium ion transmembrane transport; stabilization of membrane potential
Cellular component (GO): plasma membrane
Molecular function (GO): outward rectifier potassium channel activity; potassium ion leak channel activity
Source: RefSeq, a predicted model, not a curated record
AUAAUGAAAUGGAACGUAUACUAUUUAUUGACAAAAAAGAAAAUGAAAAAUGAAUCUCGCUGAAAAUGUGAAAAGUCGUGGGAAAUCCCUAAAGUUCUGUGUCUGUUGAGAUUAAACAUGUAAUUAAACAAAUUGUGUGCUUUACAUUUUUUUAAAUAACUUCUACAGUUCAUAUUUUUACAGUUUAUGAUGUUUUAUUCUGAAUUUUUGCCGUAUAAAUAAAUUCUAAUGUAAUUAUUGGUGAGAAAGGCUCUAUUUGAUGGUCAUCAUGAAGCGACAAAACGUACGAACUUUAUCUUUAGUGGUGUGCACCUUCACAUACCUUCUGAUUGGGGCGGCUGUGUUUGAUGCACUCGAGUCUGAUACAGAGAGCAAAAGAUGGGAAGUACUGACUGAUAUGAAAAAUGGUCUAGUCCGCAAGUACAACAUAACUCCCGAAGACUAUCACAUGAUAGAGAUAGUGAUAAUAGAGAAUAAACCGCACAAAGCAGGCCCUCAGUGGAAGUUUGCCGGUGCAUUCUAUUUCGCAACUGUUGUUCUGGCCAUGAUCGGGUAUGGGCAUUCUACACCAGUCACCGUUGGAGGGAAGGCUUUCUGUAUGGCGUAUGCUGUGGUGGGUAUUCCGCUAGGCCUAGUUAUGUUCCAGAGCAUCGGCGAGCGACUGAACAAGUUCGCGUCCGUGGUGAUCCGGCGCGCGAAGUGCUACCUCCGCUGUAACACCACCGAGGCAACGGAGAUGAACCUCAUGUUUGCUACCGGCAUGCUGUCCUCUAUUAUUAUUACCACUGGUGCUGCCGUGUUCUCUCGCUACGAAGGUUGGAGUUACUUCGACAGCUUCUACUACUGCUUCGUCACGCUCACCACUAUUGGCUUUGGAGACUAUGUUGCAUUGCAGAACGACCAAGCGCUGACCAGCAAACCGGGGUACGUGGCUCUGAGCCUGGUGUUCAUUCUGUUCGGGCUGGCCGUGGUGGCCGCCAGCAUCAACCUGCUGGUGCUCAGAUUCAUGACCAUGCAAGCUGAGGAGAACGCUCGAGACGAAGACAAAGAUGGAUCCCGUACUCUCCUCCCCAUCGACGCUCAUGUGGUGGGCCGUCUGCGGGCGCACGAUGAUCAAGCGUCUGUGUGCUCAUGCAACUGUCUCGGCAACAAGCAGUGCGAGGGCGCUUUGCUGGCGCCCCGACAGCGUUCCGACCUCACGCCCGAUCUCAUCGAGAGAGCCUCCGUGUAAAGUUCCCAUUAUUAUUUUUUUCGCAACAUAUUGAUUAUCAAAUGUUAUAUUGGGAGGUGGACUGAAAAUUAUAAGAUCUCGGUGCUCGUGUGGAGAUCCAGAGCAGACAAUGUCUCACCUUCUCCCUAGUCCAAUACGAAAACAAUGACAUGUAAAGUAGUAUUAUGUAUCGUCCCAUACGCUGUUUUUUUCCAAUAAAACGAAACACUUUCCGCGCGGAUGAUCAGCAGUUCCAAAAAUGCAACUUUUGCCCCAUGCUUUUGCUUGCCAUUUUCACUGUUAGUGCUUUUUAUUUGUGCCAAAGAGAGAUUUACUUUUAAAUCGAUAAAAAUACGUAUCUUCAAAUGUAGUACAUCAAUUUUAAUUAUAAUUAUUAGCUGCUGCCAUAUGCAUGCACUGCACAUUAGUUAUGAUCACGCGUAGCAUCAACUAUCCUAUCAUAAAUGCAACAUAGCAGUGUUAUCUUUGAGAUUGUUUCAAAAAUAUUUCUACUUAUACAAAAAAUAUUUAGAAUAAUGCCUAGGUUGUCAUUGUAAGUCCAUAUGUCGAAUUAAUUAAUUAUAUAGACGUAAAAAGAGGAAAAGAUCAAGUAGUAAGUACCUAUGUAAUAUAUACUAAGUGUGGGAUACCUACCCUAGUCUUAAGAGUAUUCCAAUUCCGCGUUAGCUGAUAAUGUAAAAUGGUGAUGUUUAUUUGUUGGUUACUCUGUGAAUUGUGUUGUAUAUGUGUUGUUACUCAAGUCUGUAUUUCUGUAAUAAGUGUAUAUUUAAUUUUAAAAGAGAGAAUUUAGAAUUUGAAUUUUGCAUUUGAAUUACUUUUUUCGGCAGGCGAGUAGAUAGAUAAAAUAUAGUGUAUUUGUGCAGCCGAAAGUAAUUAAUCAAAAAAAAUAUAUUGUGGAUAUCAUCAGAAUUAUAAUAAGGUCACCUAAAAAUAUAUAUUAUUGUAAUAUAUUUCAGAAUACUCAUAGUAGUUAAGAGAAGUCAUAGUGCCAAAUUUUAUACGAUCAUUUUAUUUCUUUUUACACAGAACUUAUUUUUAUAACACGUCACUACGCAACGCUUAGGAGCCCUUCGAUUUCGCUGUGGCUGCCCUCUACGUACAUAUGAAACUACACAGUUUGUAAAAAAUAGUACUAAAUCCAGUGAGUGCUUUAUAGUUCUGAAUUUUUCCGAUAUGUGACUCUUCUUUGUCCUAUUUAGGGGGUAGGUCCAAAAAUAUUUGUGGCCUUUUACAUUUUUUACUAAUAAGGGGACAGAUAAAGUUAUUUCCUCAUCUGAAAAGUUUUUUCUCAUAAAUUUUUUUCCUCAUUUGUCUUUCCAAACAGAUGAGGAAAAAGCUUUAUCUGUCCCCUGCAGGACGAAACAUGGUGACGGAUUAAUUCGAUCGAAAUUAUCGUUUAAUUUUUCAAAAACGACUUUAUGCACGUGUGCACAAUCAAUAUCUGUGAUAUGAUUUGAUCUCAUUGUUUCAUAUUAUUUUAAUCUAUCAUGUAAAUAAAUAUGUAUUACGUAUAAUGUAUUGUGUUAUUUGUAAUUUAAUAAAUUUUUAAUGUGGUAACGUGCCUAUUUAUUGACGUAUU